AUGGGUCCAGGAGAGGCGGUGGGGUCCAUGGAGUCCGAGAAGAUGGGGUUUCUCAUCUUCCUUCCAGGGGUCUUCAUGCCUGUGGGUAUCAUUCUGCAGCCCUGGAUGGGAUCGGCAGCAAUGGCCGCCUCCUCCGUCUCCGUUGUCUUGUCUUCUUUGCUCCUUAAACUAUACCGUAAGCCGAGUCGGGAGAAGUUGGAGCUGCAGGCGGAAGGUCACCUGAUCCCCAGAUCCCUCUCCGACAUCAGUGUCCACGUUGGGAUCUCGGAGAACCGGAGGAGCUCCCCGAAACUCAACCUGUUUGACCGCUUUGUGAACUACAGCCGAGCGUCUCUGAACUCCCUGCUGACCGAUAAACCGACCCAACAGAACAUUCUGCUGGAUGAGCCCGACAAGCACACGCUUCUCAUGGAGGAGAUGAGGGGAGAAGAGGACACCUUCCUCUGAUUGGAUGCCAAAGGAUAUCUGGGGCCAAAGGUCACAGAGCGCUACCUAAGAGCCGGGGUCACCGGCCAC
This is a messenger RNA of Nanorana parkeri, 516 nucleotides long. RefSeq names its product copper-transporting ATPase 1-like. NCBI's taxonomy places the organism in Eukaryota, Metazoa, Chordata, Amphibia, Anura, Dicroglossidae. The transcript has 3 exons. The coding region runs from base 1 to 447 and encodes 148 amino acids. The record is from RefSeq and is a predicted model, not a curated record.